Hordeum vulgare subsp. vulgare (domesticated barley) is the source of this 3921-nucleotide messenger RNA. RefSeq lists its product as uncharacterized. Gene Ontology annotation, molecular function: transcription corepressor activity. Gene Ontology annotation, cellular component: nucleus. The transcript has 6 exons. NCBI's taxonomy places the organism in Eukaryota, Viridiplantae, Streptophyta, Magnoliopsida, Poales, Poaceae. The coding region runs from base 524 to 3439 and encodes 971 amino acids. The record is from RefSeq and is a predicted model, not a curated record.
UCGUCUCGGCGAGGCAGUAGCACGAAUCCGACCAAAGGUCUGUGUGCGUGUGUGUGUGAGAGCGACCCGUACCGACGGUGGGCGUCUCCGGUCAGCCCGGCCCGGCCCGGUCCGGGCCCGGCUUAGGCCACCUGUAUGGCUCUACCCCUGCAUCCUCCGUUGGUCUCAACAACGCACCCCUCACACACCGUCGUCCUCGCCAACGCCAGCGCCUCCAUUCUCCCACUCCUUCCAUUCCACACAGCCACGCUCGCCGCCUCGCAGGAGCUCGCGGCUCGUAGUCGCCUCGUCAUCCCGCUGCUCCCCGCCGUAGGACUGUGGGCUGGCGAGGCGUGGCGUGCAGUGGAGAUCCAUCCCAGCCGUGAGAUUGGCCUCUCUUCUUGCUUUCUGGGUGAGGAUUUUCGGCAUCCAUGUGCAUCCUCAUCUAUUAGCUUGAAAAAGCAUAUCUGUGAAUACUAAGACACAAGUUGUCUUGAAAUUUUUGGUCUGGCUAAAGCCAAUUUUAUAUCCGCCAACUUUUGCAAUGAAUUAUCUUGAAAUCAAGAACGGAGAAGAAUAUCUGAUGGAUCCUAUUGAAAUCAAGGAUAAUGAAGGGAGUCCUGUAGAGAUGCUUGUUGAGCAGCCACAUUUUCUAGAGCCCAUAUGUCCAGAUGAAGUCAAUGAAGAUACACGAGUAUACCCUCGUGUGGGGGAUGAAUACCAGGUGGAAGUUCCAAAUCUAUUAACAGAAGAGGAACGCAUGAAAUUAAGGUCUUUGCCAGUUGAUGGUAGCAGAAUGUUUGGUUUUGAGUAUCCUGUAGUAGUUGGAUUAACUAUUCCAGUCACAUGGACCCCAAAUACAAGCACUCUUGUGAAAGGAGAGCGCAGGGAAUUUUCAGGACACACUUUGUGUGCUUCAGAAGAUGAUCAUAACAGCCACAUCACUGCAAUUAUCCCAAGAACUUUACCUCAGCACAGCGUUUAUCCAGAGUGUCUGUGCAGUAAAGUUGAACAUGAUGAUCAUGGUGAGAAAUUCUCAAAAUAUGCUGGGCAAGAUAUGUACUGCUUGCCGAAAAGUGAAGUCUUAAGCUGUUCUUGUGCAAAGAGGGAAGUCACUGAUUAUAGUCCAUUGCCUGGAAUGCCAAGAUACUUCUGGUCUGUUGAAGAGGAACAGAUUUUUCUUCUUGGUCUCUACAUUUUUGGCAAAAAUCUUGUUCAGGUGACAAAAUUUAUAAAGAGCAAGACCAUGGGAGAGGUUCUAUCAUACUACUAUGGAGAAUUUUUUAAGUCUGAUGCAUAUAAACGAUGGUCUGCAUGUAGAAAAGUAAGAAGCAGGAGAUGUAUACUUGGGUUACGUAUAUUUUCUGGUUCCAGACAGCAGGAACUGUUGUCGCGUUUGCUUGCUGGCGUAGCAAGGGAAGUUCAAGAUCCUUUGCUCGAGGUCUUCAAGACAUUCAAUGAGGGGACAUCUGAUUUUGAGCAGUUUAUUUUAUGCUUAAGGUCCACUGUUGGUGCACAGGUUCUUAUAGAAGCAGUUGGAAUUGGCAAGGGAAAGUAUGACUUGACUGGAUUUGCAUUAGAUCCUAGUAGAAAACAUGCUAUUCCAUCCCGUGCAGAAAUACCUAUUGGCAAGGCUUGCUCAUCGCUUUCUUCUGGAGAAAUCAUAAAAUAUUUGACUGGUGAUUUCAGACUAAGCAAGGCGAAAUCUAAUGAUCUAUUUUGGGAAGCUGUCUGGCCUCGCUUACUUGCGAGAGGGUGGCACUCCCAGCAGCCUAAAGAUUCCUUAUUAGUCGGUAAGCAUGCCUUGGUCUUCCUCAUCCCAGGUGUAAAGAAAUUUUCCAGAAAGAAACUCGUCAAAGGAAAUCAUUACUUCGAUUCUGUUAGCGAUGUCUUGAGAAAAGUUGCAUCUGAUCCGAGGCUGCUUGAGUUCGGAGUUGAAGGUGGUAAUAAUGGAGGUGACAGUAAGCUUGCAAUUGGAUGGAUCAAUGAUGUUGAACCUGACAAAAGCACACUUGUUGACAAGAAAUCUGCUUCCUAUAUCCGGCCCAGUGAACCAGGGUGUUCCCCCGAGCUUAUGAAAUUUACGGUGGUGGACACUAGUUUGGUUCAAGGGGAAGAACCAUGUAAGGUAAGGUCACUAAGAAAUCUACCUACAGAUGCCGGUCAUGGCUACAGUUCUUCACCGCAUUCAGGUGAUUCUGUCAGUGUGAAUUCAGAAGAACACUCAGAUUCAGAAGACAGUUCUGAACCUUAUGAAGAUCUGGAUACCAAUCAGAGGAAAACUGAUGCAAGCUGUGCUAGCAAGGAGAGAAAAAGCAUUCCCCAAGCUGCUGAUAAGAUGGAUGCUGAUGUAAUGCAUAAGAUUUCUUCCUUUCCAGGCAGAUUCAAUGGUCACAUUUCAGUUGAUCAAUGUGUUGGCACAAUGAAUAAUGUCUGCUCUUCAACUGCAACAGUUCUUCCUGUUGGUAAUCAGAGGGCACAUGCUACUAAUUCUUCAACUGAAAUUAAUUUUCAGUUUGAUCCAAGAGUAAAUCCUGAACCUCAAGUUUUCUUAGCACCUAUGCCAAAGAGAAGAAGGUUAGUUUCUUCCAAGAAUGAAAGAACUGGUCGCAAAGCUACUGCUGCCAAUAAAAGACAUUAUGGAAAGCAAGCUGACACCCCAGUGCAACCUGUGCCUAAAGCAAACGAAGCAAGUGCAGGGACCAACCCUUUUGUAUGGAACACAAUUUCAAGCUCAUCAACCAACAUAACCUUUGGCGCUGAUAGCAAUCACACAUAUUGCGGACAGCUUCACAAUGUGCCCCCUAAUGUUGAAGUGGUUUACAAGGAAAAAGCCCAACGUAAGCAUGUUAUUGAUCUGAAUAUCCCUCAAAUGCCUUCUGAUUAUGAGUCGACUACAAGUUAUAUCCAACCUCCAUCUGAUAAUAGGGCUCUAAUCAUGGACAUACCUAUGCAUCCCUCAGAAACCAAGGAGGCAGACGACUGCCUUCCAGAUAUCAAUACCUCUAGUAAUGCAAUCUUGAGCGAGGAGCUUUCCUUCAACUCGAGGAGGCAGAGUACCAGAAGCCGCCCGCUAACAUCCCGAGCUCUGGAAGCUCUUGCAUGUGGCUUUAUGGGGAAGCAGAAAGGUGGGGAGGGAAAUUUCCCAUCUUCUAGCAGGAGCAGCAGACCUGUCCGACGACCACGAAGAUCAACUGAUGUUGCAGUUCCAUUUCCUUCUGAUGGCGUCGGGAGUGGUUCUCAUUUUACUGACCAAGCCAUCACAAUCAAUGAAUGGCGCAUGAGUAAUAAUCAGUAUCAAAUACUUCACAGCGCCCCCUCAAAUAACUCCAAUGAAAAAGGGACUCUUGAGUUGUUUGGGGCAGACAACUCUACCGAUAAAGGAACUCGUGAGAUUGUCUGGCAUUCUGUAGAUGGCAUGAAAACGAGUAAUGAGCUACAUGCGCAGCAAUUGCAGUGAAUUAUUCAACCUUCACAGAAUGGAUUUGUUGCUGGUUAAGAGAAUUUCAUGAUCUUGUGGUCAGAAAGCAAAAGAUCACAGAUGCCAAUCUGUCAAAUUUCUGUUUUGGGUUGGGAAACGAAUGGAGAAAGCUUAUACAGAUAAUUGUGAAUUUCAGCUAUAGUUCUGUGCAUUUCCGGAUGUUUGGGCUUGAUUCUUGUCAAAAACAUAUGAUCCUGAACUAACAUGUGAUGGAUGUUUGCUGCCAUUCCUUUUGAUACCAGAAGUGAAGAAAAGAGGAAGAAAGCGGCGAGUGCAAGAAUCAUGCCCUCGUUGUUAGGAAGCCAUCUCAUGAAGCUUUUACUUGGUUUUAUUUGUGGAGAUUUUUCUGCUGAGUUAUACUUGUACUCUUUACCUUUCUUUUUGCCUGUAUUAUGUGGAAUUUCUAGAAAAUUGCGUAAUGGUGUGCCCAUAUAAGAACCAUAGUAUAACUGAAUUUUGAA